Messenger RNA from Heteronotia binoei (common prickly gecko), 1277 nucleotides. RefSeq names its product von Willebrand factor A domain-containing protein 5A-like. The record is from RefSeq and is a predicted model, not a curated record. Lineage: Eukaryota; Metazoa; Chordata; Lepidosauria; Squamata; Gekkonidae.
AUGGGGUGUCUGUGUGCUCCACAAAGGCCUCCUCGUCAGAGAUCCUCAUCAACCUUCUAUGGCCUCUUCACAGACUAUAACAAGCCAGAUGGUGAAGCUGCUGUCUAUGCCUUUGAGGGCCUGAUUGGUGGGAAGCGGAUUGAGGCCCAGAUCCAAGAAAAGAAAAAGGAGACUCUGAUUCUCCUCCUGAAGAGCCUGCCUCUGGGAUGCUUCUUCAACAUCUAUGGCUUUGGAGUUCGCUACGUCUCGUUUUACCCGCAGAGUGUAGAGUAUACCCAGGAGACAAUGUCAGAGGCUCUCCAACGUGUGCAGAAGCUGUGGGCUAAUUUGGGGGGCACAGAGAUUCUGAAAGCACUGAAGGCCAUUUACAGCCAGCCAUGCCGAGAAGGACAUCCUCGUCAGCUGUUUGUAUUCACAGACGGAGAGGUAUCUAACACUGAUGAAGUCAUUGCAGAAGUCCAGCGUCACAGCGGCUCCCACAGGUGCUUCUCAUUCGGCAUUGGCCAAGGGGCCUUCACAGCCCUCAUCAAAGGCAUCUCUCGAGCGGCCGGAGGCAGUGCUGAAUUCAUCACCGGCAAGAAGUGCAUGCAGGCCAAGGCCCUUCAGUCUUUGAAGAAGGCCCUGCAGCCAGCAGUAACAGGAUGGGAUUUGCCUCCCGGUCUUGAGGCCAAGCUUGUGGGGUCUGGUCCCCGGGUCAUCUUCGAAGGGCAGCACAGCCUCAUCUAUGCCCAGUUCCAUGGACAGUGUCAGGCAAGCAACCUCCACUACGGGGACGAAUGGCCCCCUCCCAAGGAAGUGAAAUCCGCUCUCUUUAGGCUGGUCUCCCUGCAGAAUGCUGAUGGCUCCUGGGCCCUCAAUUCCAGCCUGGCCAGCCUGCUGGGCCUGAGUGAGGCUGAGAUCAAGAGCAAAACACCUGAGCAGGUGGACCCCGAUGUGUGGGCAACUGUGCUGGCCAUCCUGUGGCUCCACUCCAAGACUGCAAAGCAGAGGGAUGAAUGGGAGCUGCUGGAAGUGAAAGCGCUCGACUGGCUUCAAGCAACUGCAGGGUCUCAGCUAUCAGACUGUGUGAAGACUGGCAAUGCAGUGCUGGGCAGCAGCGUGAGCCCCCAGACUUUGGGCCUCUCAGCUCCAUUCUGUUCCUUUGUGCCUUCGCUCCCUCUUCUCGUCCUGCCCAAAUGUAACCUGCUGCUUUUCGGAGGGCUUGGCUGAAUUCCUUGGACAGUCGUUUAUUCCUAUGCCUGAGAGCUUUCCUUACCAGUGUGUUGGGGCUCCACCGU